GGUUGGUUCAGCCCCCGUCUACUCCGGGGUGGUGCUUAGCCGGCGCCAGAUCGACCCUCGACUUCGGAGGGGCAGCGCUGUGCCUCUGGGCGCUUCCUCAGCGGCCGCUUCGGCUCCUUCCGCCCCGUCGACCUCUUCAGCCCCCGCCGGGACCCGAGACGUCGGUGUAUGCACCACCCUUGACCUCGCUAGAGCUAUGUCCACCCCGGCUCGGCGGCGCCUCAUGAGGGACUUCAAGAGGUUGCAGGAGGAUCCCCCGGCCGGAGUCAGCGGGGCUCCGUCCGAGAACAACAUAAUGGUUUGGAACGCGGUCAUUUUCGGGCCUGAAGGGACCCCGUUUGAAGAUGGAACAUUCAAGCUUACAAUAGAAUUCACCGAAGAAUAUCCAAAUAAGCCACCGACGGUUAGAUUUGUCUCUAAGAUGUUCCAUCCAAAUGUCUACGCAGAUGGUAGUAUAUGUCUGGACAUACUUCAGAACCGUUGGAGUCCAACCUAUGAUGUAUCUUCCAUUUUAACAUCCAUACAGUCUCUGUUGGAUGAACCCAAUCCCAAUAGCCCAGCAAACAGCCAGGCUGCCCAGCUGUACCAGGAGAACAAGCGGGAAUAUGAAAAACGUGUUUCUGCGAUCGUAGAACAGAGCUGGCGUGACUGUUGACCCGGGUGCAGCAAAGGAAGAGGCUGGUCAAGAGGAAAAUCUAUAUUGAUGUGUUUGUCUCCUUCCUGUUCACUGUCAUUACAUUUACUUUAUUAAAAGCAAAAUAGCUGUUGUGCCGUUUCCA
Suricata suricatta (meerkat) is the source of this 779-nucleotide messenger RNA. It is a transcript of the gene UBE2A, whose product is annotated as ubiquitin conjugating enzyme E2 A. Bases 197 to 655 code for a protein of 152 amino acids. Gene Ontology annotation, molecular function: ubiquitin conjugating enzyme activity. Gene Ontology annotation, biological process: DNA repair; proteasome-mediated ubiquitin-dependent protein catabolic process; protein polyubiquitination. NCBI's taxonomy places the organism in Eukaryota, Metazoa, Chordata, Mammalia, Carnivora, Herpestidae. Gene Ontology annotation, cellular component: HULC complex. The record is from RefSeq and is a predicted model, not a curated record. The transcript is spliced from 6 exons.